GAGCAAAGAGCUUUUGCAUAUCAGUUCAAGCUCUUACACCUCCAACAACCACCACUUUUGCUUCAUUGAUUUGUCAUUAAACAUUGUAUUAGAGUGAGGGCGAUCUAUCAGUACAGACUUGGACAGUCCUCUUGGAAUUACACAACAAUUUUGAGUCGCUGCAUCGGCGCACCUCCAAUAUGGAAAGCUUCGAUAAUAUCUACCUCGACCUGUCCAAACAGUCUGGGAAAUGCAAACUUGCAGAAAGUGGGAUGGGAUGGCGACCAUCAGGCGGUGGAGAUACAUUCACUUUGGAUAGCAGCAACAUUGGAGCUGCGCAAUGGAGUCGAGCCGCCAAAGGAUUUGAGCUGAAAAUUUUAUCGCGGACUUCAGGUGUCAUCCAACUGGAUGGAUUUGACCAAGAGGACUUUGAGCGAUUGAGUAGAGCCUUCAAAGUUUGGUACGGUGUCGCCAUCGAACAACGAGAACAUGCUAUCCGAGGCUGGAACUGGGGAAAAGCAGAAUUCACUAAAGCCGAACUCGCCUUCAACGUCCAAAAUCGUCCCGCAUUUGAAAUUCCUUACUCUGAGAUUUCGAACACAAACCUGGCGGGUAAGAACGAAGUCGCCGUCGAGUUCGCUUUACCAGCAGACGAAAAGGCAAAUGGCCAUAUCGAGGGAAGCACAAAAAACCGCGGCCGGAAAGCUGCAGCUGGUCCUGAUGAGCUAGUUGAGAUGCGAUUCUACAUUCCUGGUACUGCACUUAAAAAGGAGAAGGCUGAAGGCGACGGUGCUAAAAAAGAAGGAAGCGAGGAAGAGGGCGAAGAGGAGGCCGAGGAACAGAAUGCUGCUAACCUCUUCUACGAGACACUUAUGGAUAAGGCCGAGAUAGGAGAUGUUGCAGGAGAUACAUUCGCCACCUUCUUGGAUGUCCUCCAUCUUACACCUAGAGGUCGAUUCGAUAUCGAUAUGUAUGAGGCGUCAUUCCGUUUGCGCGGUAAGACCUACGACUACAAGAUUCAGUACUCCUCGAUAAAGAAGUUCUUCUUGCUGCCCAAGAACGACGAAAUGCACACUUUGAUUGUUCUUGGUCUGGAUCCCCCUCUUCGACAGGGUCAAACAAGAUAUCCUUUCUUGGUUAUGCAAUUGAAACUUGACGAAGAAGUUAGCAUAGAGUUGAACAUGACAGAGGAACUUUUGCGGGAGCGCUACAAAGACAAACUCGAACCGCGAUAUGAGGAACCAAUUCACCAAGUCAUCACAAAGAUCUUCCGCGGCUUGUCCGGAAAGAAAGUCAUCAUGCCAUCGAAGGACUUUGUCAGCCAUCACGGCCACAGCGGAGUUAAGUGCUCGAUUAAAGCAAACGAGGGACUUUUGUAUUUUCUGGAUAAGAGUCUCAUGUUUGUCCCUAAGCCGGCGACGUACGUCCAGAUCGAGAACAUCUCGGUGGUCACCAUGUCCCGUGUCGGUGGAGCGAUCUCUGCCAGCAGGACGUUUGAUAUCACAGUCAGUCUGAAGGGAGGACUGGGAGAACAUCAAUUCAGCAAUAUCAAUCGUGAGGAACAACAGCCGCUCGAGGAAUUCUUCAAAGCGAAGAACAUCCGAAUCAAGAAUGAAAUGGUUGACGACUCGGCCGCACUUAUCAAAGCAGCGCUUGAAAACGACGACCUGUCCACUGACGAGGAUGUCCGUCCUGACCGUGGCUCCGCCGACGAAGACGAGGAGUCUGUCGAUGAAGACUUCCAUGCUGACUCCGACUCCGACGUCGCCGAAGAAUAUGACUCUGCACACGAAAGUAGCGGUAGCGGAAGUGGCAGCGAUGCUGAAAUGGAUGAUCCAGAUGAAGACGAUGCCGUGGAUGAUGAAAUGGACGAAGAGGAAGAAGAGCGACCGAAGAAGAAAUCGAAAGUCGGCAAAUAAGCCGUUGGUCUUUUUACAUAUUAGACAGAUGUAUUCUGGCCCUACAAUCGAAUCAGGCCACUUCAUUUCAGACCAGACCAGGUGGUGGGAAGAAAGCAGGGAGAGCCAUUGUAUCCUCCAACUCUUCACCACUUAGUUAUCACGUCACUCAUAUUUUCAGACAAAAAGGUUCCCCCUAGAGUUUUGAUAUAUCAGAAAUGUUGAGAUGCAUAGGGUUGGCUAUUUCUUCAGUUCUCGUGUGCGCAUUUUACUUUCUUCUUUACCAAAUCGUUUGGUUAUGAUGACACAACCCAUUCUGCAUAUCGAUCAGAAAAAGUGCGUUCUAUAAUCUUCAUUCACUCUAAUCCAACUCUUGGAUGGAACUAUUUACGAACCUGGCCUGUGGAGUACCUACUUCGAGGUAUUUGAUCCAUGGAUGAUGGUCCCAUAUCAAAUUAAGCCCUAACUACCUUCUCACCUCGCAUGUCAUCCACCCACCAAAUGAUUAACUUAAAGAAUCACGGUCGACGAAGGAUUUGCCAAUUUGGGAACCUUUAAGCAGCCAUCAAGAGAGCUUUGUAGAUUUGAAAGCUUAGAGAGUAAGGAAUGUAACACGUGGCAGGCUUCGGGGGCUGACUGCCUUCU
Messenger RNA from Talaromyces stipitatus ATCC 10500, 2522 nucleotides. RefSeq names its product structure-specific recognition protein, putative. The transcript has 7 exons. Gene Ontology annotation, cellular component: FACT complex; nucleus. Lineage: Eukaryota; Fungi; Ascomycota; Eurotiomycetes; Eurotiales; Trichocomaceae. The record is from RefSeq and is a predicted model, not a curated record. Gene Ontology annotation, molecular function: histone binding; nucleosome binding; DNA binding. The coding region runs from base 180 to 1898 and encodes 572 amino acids.